GUACUAGUACUUACUUUCUGAUUCUUAAAAACUUUUCUUCUGUCUUGUUUAUUUUUUGUUGGUGUUUUGUGAUUAUCAAAACGUGGUGUUAAUACAUGCACAAUUGCACAGUAGUAAAAGUGUGAUACUUGAAACUUUUCCUCACAGAAAAUCUGUCAUAUUUAUGAUGAAUAUAUAUUAGGAAACCUUUCAAAUUCAACGCAUAUUUGUCGUCAUACCCUCUUGUAGUUUCCAUUUUAGUUCCAGUGUAGAGUGAAGAUUAUGAUACUCAUUAUUACUCUCAGAUUUUGAAGUUGCAAAAUUAGCUCAAAUCUGAGUUUUUUUCCCUUUUAUAAGGUGUUCUUGUGUUCUGUUUUGUAAUUCUGGGUCAUUUUGUGAAGGUGAAUUGCUCUAGAGGUAGUAGUGGGGUGUCCUUGUGAAGGAAGAUGAAUCAUAACUUUGUUUCAGACAACAGUCUUAUUCUUGAGAGUGAUGAAGAAGAUGAGGAGAAGGAUUUGAACAAAGGUGAAGGUGAUGGUAAUGAUUCUGAUUCUUCCAAUUACUCCAAUGAAAAUCCUCCACAGAGGAAGCCUAGUUCCUACAACAUCUCAUGGCCUCAGAGUUACAGGCAGUCUAUUGAUCUCUACAGUAGUGUGCCAUCACCAAAUAUUGGAUUUCUGGGCACUCCCUCAUUGAACAGAUUGAGCAGUUCCUUCCUUUCUACAUCUCUGACAAGGAGGCACACUCCCGAAGCACUUCCUUCAGUGUCGAAACCUCUGAUACAACCGACUGAAGAGGAGCCACAGAGGCGAAGCUCUCACGCCUUGCUUCCCCCUCUUGCUAGGAAGUCUUCUUUGAUUAAGAAGGAUGCCAAGGUUUCUCAUCAUGAAAUUCCUUCUCGCCAAUGCUCCUUUGGACAGGCUGUGCUUAACGGCAUAAAUGUUCUUUGUGGAGUAGGAAUCCUUUCAACCCCUUAUGCUGCGAAACAAGGUGGAUGGGUCGGGCUUUCUAUCUUGUUCCUUUUUGGAAUCAUUUCCUUCUAUACCGGGCUGCUCUUGCGUUCCUGCUUGGACAGUGAACCUGGUAUUGAGACAUACCCUGACAUUGGUCAAGCUGCUUUUGGUACUAUUGGACGUAUUGCCAUUUCAAUAGUAUUGUAUGUGGAAUUAUAUGGUUGUUGCAUUGAAUACAUAAUUUUGGAGGGCGACAACUUGGCUACCUUAUUUCCAAAUGCAUACUUAAAUUUGGGUGGAAUUGUAUUGAAUCCACAAACUUUGUUUGCUAUUAUCGCCACCUUGGCUGUUCUUCCAACCGUUUGGCUCCGUGACCUAAGUAUUCUCAGUUUUAUCUCAGCCGGUGGAGUUAUUGCAUCAGUUUUAGUGACUAUCUGCUUGUUCUGGGUUGGCGUUGUGGACGUUGGCUUUCAGAGCAAAGGGACAACACUCAAUCUUACAACUUUUCCUGUUGCAUUGGGUCUUUAUGGUUACUGCUACUCUGGACAUGCUGUGUUCCCAAACAUUUAUACAUCCAUGGCAAAGCCAAACCAGUUCCCUGCAGUGCUCUUAGCAUGUUUUGGAAUUUGCACCUUCCUAUAUGCCGCCGGGGCUGUUAUGGGAUACAAGAUGUUUGGAGAUGCUAUACUAUCUCAGUUCACUCUUAACUUGCCUCAAGAUUUGGUGGCAACCAAGGUUGCUGUGUGGACAACGGUGGUUAAUCCAUUUACCAAGUAUGCGCUGACUAUAUCUCCAGUGGCAAUGAGUCUAGAGGAAUUGAUACCAUCAAACAAUGCCAAGUCUUACCUAUAUUCCAUCUUCAUCAGAACAGGGUUGGUAGUGUCGACCCUGCUAAUUGGUCUGUCAGUUCCCUUUUUUGGUCUGGUUAUGUCUUUGAUUGGAUCACUGCUUACAAUGCUUGUUACUUUGAUACUACCCUGUGUUUGUUACCUGAGAAUUUUGCGGGGAAAAGUCACCCGAUUACAGGUAGCACUUUGCAUUAUAAUUAUUACCGUAGGUGUUGUAUCUUCUGCCUUUGGAACAUACUCAGCACUUUCCGAGAUUAUUAAGAGUUUGGGUGGAUGAAGUUUUGUGGCUUAAUUCAUGGAAGAAGAUGAGAUUUGUCUACUAUUAUCUAGCCCUUUCAUUUAUUUUAUCCAUUUUGAUUGUUGAUCCCCAAUUUUGAGUUCAUUUUCUGUGGUUUCUCCAUUUUGUUGCUAGUAUUUGUGGUUAUUAUUCUGGUUCCUAGUUUACCUUUGUUAUGACAAGUUUUGCUCGGGAUUGAAGUAUUGGAAUUGAUAAAGCACCAUCCUAUAGAUGGUGGCAGAGAAAUUAAAUGAUACGGUUGAAGAGAUUUCUUGUUCUUUCUA
Molecule: messenger RNA, 2341 nt
Organism: Lotus japonicus
Lineage: Eukaryota; Viridiplantae; Streptophyta; Magnoliopsida; Fabales; Fabaceae
Product: amino acid transporter AVT1C-like
Exons: 12
Coding region: 426-2057 (543 amino acids)
Cellular component (GO): plasma membrane
Source: RefSeq, a predicted model, not a curated record